AUGGUGACACUUGGUACCAGGAAAAACACAGUGCUCUCCAAUGUCAUCUGCCUACAACUUCAUCAGGGUGGAGACAUUUGUCGGUUCUUUAUAAAAGCAGUAGCGCACAUUUUCUUGUCAUUAGCAACUGCAGCUGAAGAUUUAGAUCCCUUCAUCAUGUUCGCAAAGGUUGUCAUCUUCUGCUCUGCCCUCGCAGCAGCUCAUGCUUCCCUCGCCGGACCCCUGGGCCUUGGCGCUCCCGUUCUUGCAGCUGGACCUCUCGGAUUUGGAAAGGGAUUGAUCGCUGCCGCCCCUGCAGUGGCCACCGUUUCUACCCAGAGAACUGCCAUUAAUCACGUAGCCCCUGCUGGCGGAAUUGCUGCUGCUGCUGCUCCACUCGGACUUGCUGGUGUUGGUCUUGCUGGUCCCGUCUUAUCCGCUGGAGCUUUGGGAUAUGGUGCCCCUGCACUUGCUGCUGGAGCUCUGGGUUACGGAAGAGGAUUGAUUGCAGCCGCCCCUGCAGUAGCAACCGUAUCCUCCCAGAGAACUGCCAUCAACCACGUAGCCCCAGCUGCUCGCGUUGCUGCAGCUGCACCUAUCGCUCUUGCCAACGGACUUGUUGCCGGUAAUGGCCUUUACGCCAACGGAGUCGUUGCUGGUAACGGAAUCCUCGCCAACGGACUUGUUGCCGGUAAUGGCCUUUACGCCAACGGAGUCGUUGCUGGUAAUGGAAUCCUCGCCAACGGACUUGUUGCCGGACAUGGUCUUGCCGCCCCUCUCGCCAUUGGAAAUGGUCUUCUAGGAGCCCCCUAUGGUUUGGGUGUUGGAAAGCUCGGUCUUGCUGCACCACUUGGUCUUGGUCUUGGAAAAGCUCUUUUGUAAAUGUGUUUAGUAUUGUGUAAAUGUUAAUUAAAUAAAUUAUUUAUCAGCAA
Molecule: messenger RNA, 911 nt
Organism: Argiope bruennichi
Lineage: Eukaryota; Metazoa; Arthropoda; Arachnida; Araneae; Araneidae
Product: fibroin heavy chain-like
Exons: 3
Coding region: 1-861 (286 amino acids)
Source: RefSeq, a predicted model, not a curated record